AUGGAUGAUAAUCAUAAGAACUCUAUUAUGCAGAGAAGUUCGCGGUGGAAAGGAGGAAGAUCAUGUGAGAAUCAAUGCAGGCCUAAUGGAAGUGAGACAUUACCUGAAGGUAUCAUCGCCAAGACGUCUAACUUUGAAAGACGUCCAUUAUGGGGUUAUCCAGAGAAAAAAGUGCCUUCAAAGUACUUAUUUGCUGCAGCUGUUGGGAUAAAGCAAAAAGAAACAGUAAACAAGAUGGUACUAAAGUUUCUAUCAAGUGAUUUCGUGGUGAUGCUUUUUCACUACGAUGGUAAUGUCGAUGGAUGGAGGACUUUUAAAUGGAGUAACAGUGUAAUACACAUCUCAGCUUUGAAUCAAACAAAAUGGUGGUUUGCAAAGAGAUUUUUACAUCCAGAUAUAGUUGCUGAGUACAGUUAUAUCUUCCUCUGGGAUGAAGACCUCGGAGUUGAAAAUUUCAACCCAAAACGAUACAUAUCUAUUGUGAGAGAUGAAGGUCUUGAGAUUUCACAACCAGCUCUAGAUAUGGGGAAAUCAGAGGUGCAUCAUCAGAUUACUGCCCGCGGGAGGAGAUCAAGAGUGCACAGAAGGACUUAUAAGGCUGGCGAUACUGGCACUCGAUGUGACUAUACCAGUAUGGCUCCUCCUUGUACAGGGUGGAUAGAAGUAAUGGCUCCUGUGUUUUCCAACGCUGCCUGGCGCUGCGUCUGGUAUAUGAUCCAGAAUGACUUGAUCCAUGCUUGGGGUUUAGACAUCCAGCUUGGUUACUGUGCACAGGGAGACAGAACUCAAAAUAUUGGAGUUGUUGAUGCUGAAUACAUCGUUCAUUAUGGCCUUCCGACACUAGGGGAGCCUGAAAAGAAGAAGAAUUUGACAGUGGGUGGAGAAAACAUCACAAGCCUUGGAAAACAAGCACCAUCUCAACCCAACACUCCCAAUUUCAGAGUGGAGGUGAGAAGACAAUCAUACAACGAGUAUAAGAUAUUCAAAAGACGAUGGAAACAAGCUGUCAACGAGGACACAUGUUGGACGGAUCUCUAUCCAGAGUCAGAAAAGUAAAGCAUUGCUCUACAUGGACUUUCAGUACAUCAGGUUCUUGAAAAGGAUGAAAUGAACGCGAGAUGCUGCAGAUUCAAGAAAUGGAGAUAGGCAAAGUUUGCACAUUAGCUGCUAAUUUUCGCGUUAACAGAAGGAAGGACAUCAAAUCUGUGAGUGUCACAGUUUAAAGA
This is a messenger RNA of Solanum verrucosum, 1226 nucleotides long. RefSeq lists its product as uncharacterized. The record is from RefSeq and is a predicted model, not a curated record. NCBI's taxonomy places the organism in Eukaryota, Viridiplantae, Streptophyta, Magnoliopsida, Solanales, Solanaceae. The coding region runs from base 1 to 1056 and encodes 351 amino acids. The transcript is spliced from 14 exons.